AUGUGGCCUCACAUUCACACGCGCAUCUUAGCUUCCUUGCUCCUAUUUCAAGUCACCAUGUUCGGUUACUUUGGCGUAAAGAAGUUCUACUACGCUCCGUUUCUGAUUCCCCUUCCGGAAAUUCCAAACAUGGAACUUGUUUUCAGAUCUUUCAUCCCCCCAAGCUUGACCGCCGAGGAGUCUGAUGAUGAUCAGUUUGAAGAAGCUUUGUCACAAGUUUCAAGGACAGGUUCAUUUGUUUGA
Ilex paraguariensis (yerba mate) is the source of this 243-nucleotide messenger RNA. Lineage: Eukaryota; Viridiplantae; Streptophyta; Magnoliopsida; Aquifoliales; Aquifoliaceae. The record is from the annotation of a GenBank genome assembly.